CGAUUUAAGUCUCUAACUGUUUGACUACAGAUGCAAGAGUACUAUCCAACUCCAUCCUUUUGUCCGGGUAGUUUGAAUGGGUAAUUCAGCUUUUGUGUAACUCAAUUGAGGGGGCAAACAUAAAGACAAGAUUCUUGAGCGCUCAAGCUCCCUUUCCAUGGAUAUCUGCACAUCUCUUUAGAGAUUUGUUCCUUUCCUACCUUUUUCUGACAUCAUCCUCCCCUUAAAAAAAAAAGUCUCUGAUGGGGAACGGUUAAAAGUAGGCUAGCCCGGUCCCCCGUAUUACAUUGUCCUGUGCCAAUGAAGCAUGGUCAGUAUCAGCCCACAGACAGCUUCGGGGAGUGCAUAGAAAAGGGUGCCUAAACUUUCCUAACUCAUCGUCGGCACUUUUCCUUUGGAUUGUGCCUUUAAAAAAGAAAGGCCUUGGUAGGGGUGAAGAGGAUAGGGGAGAAUGGUAGAAAUCGCGGGGAAAUGAUUGUAUUUAUUAGCUGUCUUUCUGUGGCUGUCCCCAUGGUGACAAUUUGUGAUGGCAAAGAAUGUGAGAAGGGGAGGCUGAUGCCUGAUUGGGAUGCUUUGUAUUUGGCAAAGUGGCUCCUGAUUGGUCUGAGAGAGCCCCGAACUCAGCAGAGUCGAUAUUCAUUCAGCUUGCUCAAGUGCUUGCUCAACUGCCUCCACACACACCGGCUGCCUCCGUCGGGCCUGGCAGUGUGUAACCUGCCUAACGAGAUUAGCAGGAAGGGGCUCUUCUUCACCAGCACCCACCGGAAAGCCCCAGCGUGCCGGGUGAGUGUCCGCGCUUGCUUGCAGGGACACGAGAGCAGCUGCCUUGGCUUCUUCUCCCCACCUAUGUCUCACCUAAUGAGAUUAAGUGAGCAGCCCUGUGCCGGAGGCUGAGCUGGGCUGCAGGUGCAUGGUAGCCUGCCUGCACAGAGGUGAGGUGGUGGACAACCUGUAUGCUUAGCUGAGAAGUUUGACUUCUUCUCUCCACCUCCUGCAGUGCUCUUGAUGCUAUUUGAAUGCAGGCUUCACACUCUGAGUCUGCCUACCGUGUCUUGCAGAUUGGCCAAGGCUUACCUGAAACGGAUUAUAAACAUUUAAUGGGAAAUUCUGCACAGCUCAUCCAGUGAAAUGGCAUCAGACAGCGAGGUAAAAACCCUGCUGAACUUUGUCAACCUGGCCUCUAGUGACAUCAAGGCAGCCCUGGAUAAAUCUGCUCCCUGCCGUCGGUCGGUGGACCACAGGAAAUAUUUGCAGAAGCAGCUGAAGCGUUUUUCUCAGAAGUACUCGCGGGUGCCACGGUGCCACCCUGCCAAGCCCCCGGAAUGUGGCCCACGCCGUGGAGCAGAGGACAGGGCUCGCAGCUGCCAGCCUGAGGUGCCCGACCCUGGCCCCCUCAGUGCGGCUGCCACUGAGAAGAUGCUGCAGGCAGCCGAGGUGGAGGAGAGUCUGGCGGGUGAGCAGGCUGUGCCAGAGCAAAACCCUGAGGUCAACAGGCCAGACCAGGUGCCCAUGAGGAAACGACAGCUUCCUGCCUCCUUCUGGGAAGAACCGCGGCCGCCACAGAACCUCCCAGCCAGGGGCUUCCCCACGGGCCCCGAGGGGCUACCAGUCCCCAGGGACCCUCCUCCCUUUGAGGGGAAGAAAAGCAAGAGGAACCAAGACAGUAUUGGACCUGAGAGUCAUGAGCCUGCCCUGAAUGCAGGCGAGAAAGAUGCUGCUGGUGUACUCUCAGGCCGGGUGGGUGCCUGGACCUGCUGCCCCUUCCCCUGCCCUGGGCCAGCUGUUUACCAACCCCCAGGAACGCUGCCUCCAUCACCUUUCUCAGGGCUAGGGCUGUGGAGGAAGGGUGCUGCCACACUGCCAGCUGAAGCACAGCCCUUCUGCAAGGAGGCAGAGGGCACAGGGCAGAAAUUCUACAGGCCUGUGGUUUUGAAACCCAUCCCUACCAAGCCUACCAUCCCCCCACCGAUUUUCAAUGUUUUUGGCUACCUUUAGCCAGAGGAAAGGGCCAGAGUGUGUGACACUGGACAGAAUAACCCCUUAGAGGGGGUUGAAACACCAGGUUGGGCAGUGGGCACAAGGAGCUGGUUGUGUGCGGAAGGAGCUUCCAUCCAGAGAUGGUGUUGGCCCCUGCACAGGCUGGAGUGAAUUAGUAACUGUACAGCCUCCAUUCUUCUCUUCCCAGGUAAAAAUCAGGAAUAAGCCCUAUGAAUCUGGUGGCAUGGCAUGUGUGGCAAAUCAGACCUUUUUUAUGGAAGCACGUUGUUGGAGCCAUGGCAAGCAGGGCUCUGGUCCAUUUGCAAUGUUGUUGCAAUUGUAACACCUCAGAGAACCUCUUCCAUGUGGGAGCAUCUUCCCAGGUUGCCCUGCAGGCACAGCACUGAAAUGAAAUGAAUUAAACUCACUGAAACUGUU
Messenger RNA from Tympanuchus pallidicinctus (lesser prairie-chicken), 2415 nucleotides. It is a transcript of the gene FAM181A, whose product is annotated as family with sequence similarity 181 member A. NCBI's taxonomy places the organism in Eukaryota, Metazoa, Chordata, Aves, Galliformes, Phasianidae. The transcript has a single exon. The record is from RefSeq and is a predicted model, not a curated record. The coding region runs from base 1129 to 1995 and encodes 288 amino acids.